CACAACACACACCCCUCGGAGCUAUAUGUACAUUGUCAGGGCAAUAACCAGCGUCAAUAGAGACAGGUGUUUAUCAGCACCAGUCUCAUAUAAACAGCGGCCACAGGACACGGAAACAGAUGCGACUGUGGCGGCAAAGAUGCUAAGAUUCAGUCUCGUGAUUGCCAUUUUACUUCCCUGCGCGGCAUCUGAUGGCAACCUGCUUGUCAACAGCGAUCUGGAACAGGGUGACUUCAGUAACGCCAACAGUGGCUGGUUUGGGAGAAGGUGCUCCACCUCCCUCAGCUCUGACAGCUACACGGGCAACAACAGUGUGCGGGUAUCCAACAGACAAGCGAAAUGGGCAGGUAUCGCCCAGUCCAUCAGUGUAGAGGCAGGGAAACAAUACUUCUUCAGUGGCUUCAUCCAACUUCUCAACACAGCUGCUGGCAAGAUGACGGCAGAGGUUACCGUCACGCUCAAUUAUCGCAAUACCGUCACAGGUGCGAAGAAGUAUGUGCAUGUUUCUAGUGUGAGGUUCAUGCAGCCCAACAUGUGGCAGCGAAUUGGCGGGGAUAUCACCAUCCUUUCAGGAUAUGACAAGUACAUCCUGUACAUACAAGUGUACUCUCCCGUGGUAGACUACCUGCUGGACACAACGUCACUCACGGAGCUCCCGUCGCUGCCUGGGAACUGGGACGUUGCUGCCGACGCCACCAUUGACGCCAUUCGUAAAACGGACAUCAACAUUGUUGCUACUUCCGGCAGAGUGGAUGGAGUGACUGUGGAGAUACAACAACUAACAAGUGAGUUCGGGUUCGGCACUGCAGUGAGCGCUGACAGAAUAGUCCAAAGCAGCAACUACACAGCCUAUCAGAACUUCUUCUAUGACAACUUUGAGUGGGCAACUAUUGAAAAUAAGCUGAAGUGGUCACAGACAGAGAGAAAUAAGGAUGUUUUAACCUACGACGCUGGGGUGACCGCUGUGAACGAGCUUGUUGAACGAGGCAUUAAGGUGCGAGGCCACACUGUCUUCUGGGGCGUGCCUACAAAGGACCCUGCCUGGGUUCAGUCUCUACAAGGGGAUGCGCUCGUACAGGCGAUGGUGGCGCGGGGGAUGAAUGUGACGUCAAGGACUCUAGGGAAACUUGAACACUGGGACGUGAACAAUGAAAACGUUCAUGGCAACUUUUACGAGGAGGCUACAGGACAUGUAAACAUCACAAUGGACAUAUUCUCCGCCGUCCGCUCCAUGGAUCCCAAGCCUAAACUCUUCCUCAAUGACUUUGCUAUAGUCAGUUCAGGACAGUUUACUCAGGCAUAUCGAACCCAAGCCAUGAUGUUCCGGAGUGAAACACCUGUGUAUGGCGUAGGGAUCCAGAGCCACCUGAAGCCUCCCCUAGAUCUGACGCUCAUCAAGCACCGCCUGGACCAGAUAGUGGAGGUAGGGCUGCCGAUAUGGAUCACCGAGCUGGACAUUGACGAGCCUGACCAGAACAAGAAGGCUGGACUCCUCGAGGACGUGCUGCGCCUGUACUUCAGCACCCCCGCCGUACACGGCGUCACACUGUGGGGGUUCUGGGACGGCAAGAUAUGGAACACUGAUGCUGCUCUGGCUAACGGAGAAUCUGUCACGCCAAAUGCAGCUGGGGUGAGAUGGCAUCAACUAGUGAAACAGGACUGGCGGACACACGAAACACAUUCUCUGGCGGAUAGAACAGUCAGGACUCGUGGAUUCAAGGGGAACUAUUCACUUCGAGUCAAGAAGGAUGGGACAACUGUUCAAGAGCAACAGUUUACACUCGGUUCCUGCGGAGCAGAGAUAUCGCUUAAUCUUUAGCUGGCCAUCAUUAUCUGUCGACUAUAAAAACACUUGAUUCACGGAAAUGGCGUCAUGUCAAUAAAUUUAAAUACAUUUCGUUAAUAAAUUGAUCAUUGUAAGUACGGGAAGGUGAAUCUAGAGUUGAACAUACGUUACGUUCUUUGCUCGUUUUUGGUCAAUUGUAAUGGUAAAUAAUUCAUGGAAGAAUAAUAAAAAUAUUUAAAGACGC
Molecule: messenger RNA, 2030 nt
Organism: Haliotis rufescens (red abalone)
Lineage: Eukaryota; Metazoa; Mollusca; Gastropoda; Lepetellida; Haliotidae
Product: endo-1,4-beta-xylanase 1-like
Exons: 13
Coding region: 26-1819 (597 amino acids)
Biological process (GO): carbohydrate metabolic process
Molecular function (GO): hydrolase activity, hydrolyzing O-glycosyl compounds
Source: RefSeq, a predicted model, not a curated record